This is a messenger RNA of Camellia sinensis, 2375 nucleotides long. RefSeq names its product growth-regulating factor 1. NCBI's taxonomy places the organism in Eukaryota, Viridiplantae, Streptophyta, Magnoliopsida, Ericales, Theaceae. Gene Ontology annotation, cellular component: nucleus. Gene Ontology annotation, biological process: regulation of DNA-templated transcription; DNA-templated transcription; developmental process. Gene Ontology annotation, molecular function: ATP binding. The record is from RefSeq and is a predicted model, not a curated record.
AAAAGUAUAUAAAUUUGGGCAACAAUGUCCGAAAUUUAGAGAAAGUCUUUCGUGUACUAGUUCUGUCUUCUCUCUCUCUCCAAUUAUUAUUUUUUUCUUGAAGUUCACUGCUUUAAAUCACCCCUCCGCCCCCACCCUCACCUUCAACCGGCGCUUUCCUCCCUCUCUUCCAAGCUCUUCCCUCUCAUGGCGUAACUCUCUCUCUCUCACUCUCAUGAACUCUUGCUUUGUAAAGCUCUGCAGAUUGGUGGGAGUAACAUGGUGGAUUUUGGGGCUGUGGGUUUGGAGACCUUGGUGGGUCCAGACAAUGGAGUCUGUUCUUCUCAGGUUGUUCCAAACUCUGAUGCCAUAAAGCACAAUAGCAGUGGAUCUGGGUUUCUCAAAAAACAGAGAUCUGGGUCUGGAGAAGACAACUGGAGGAGCUCAAAAGUGCCCAGAACUGUCGAUUUCGAUGCCCCAAAGACAAUGUUGCAGCAACAGGGGACUCCUCUGCUUCUGAGAUCUAAUUCUCUGCUCUCUGGCGAUGGUGGGGGUCAAAAUCAGACCAUGUUGAGCUUCUCUUCACCCAGAUCAGAUGUUCCUUUUCUCAAUAAAAAUGGCGGAUUAGCUGAAAGGACCACUCAGAACCCAGCUUUUCCUUUCUAUCAACACACUCCUUAUGCUUACACUAGAAAUGCAGCAGGAUAUUAUUCAGGAGGCUUGAAUGCAGGCUUGCAUGCCCCUCUUCUGGAGGCUAGAGGGCCAUUUAGUCCAUCACAGUGGGUUGAGCUGGAACACCAGGCUCUGAUCUACAAAUACAUAAUGGCAAAUGUUCCUAUUCCAUCCAAUUUGCUCUUGGCCCUCGGAAAACCCCCACAUCCAUAUGGGUUAUCCGGGUUUUCUGCUGGAUCCUAUGUUCCCAACUCAUUGGGAUGGGGUUCUUUUCAUCUUGGUUUCUCCGGGAACACCGAUCCCGAGCCUGGGAGGUGUCGUAGGACGGAUGGAAAGAAAUGGCGUUGCUCGAGAGAUGCUGUUGCCGAACAGAAAUACUGUGAAAGGCACAUAAACAGGGGCCGCCACCGUUCAAGAAAGCCUGUGGAAGGCCGGUCUGGCCAAGCCGUUUCUGGAUCUACCACUACAAAGGUGGAGCCGAUUGCUUGUCCAACACCAGCAUCGGUUAUGUCCAGCAACGGUGCAACCAACAAUCUCGGAAUCACUCAGCGCCAGUUCAAAGGCUUGCAGCCUCCGGUUGCUGGGAAUCCUUCUGCAGAAGUGCUCCUUAACAGAAUGCAAGUUCCCCAGGGACCCUCUGUGGUACCUAUUGUCACCAAUCUGAAGUCUAAAGACUCCCCAUUCUCCAUUCCAAAGCAACAUAUCCCUAUCGAAGAAUCAUGUCACUCAGAGUUUGGACUCCUCUCUUCUGAUUUCCUACUCGAUCCUUCACAGAAGAGCUCAUGCAUGAAUUCCCAAAACUACACCUCUAUCCUUGAUUUCAAUGACCCUGAAUCCCAUGACCAACACCCACUUCGCCAUUUCAUUGAUGACUGGCCUAAGGACCAAUCUGAUCGCUCCACCAUUUCCUGGCCCGAAGAACUGAAAUCAGACUUGACCCAACUCUCAAUGUCAAUCCCAAUGGCCUCCUCUGAUUUCUCAUCAACCUCAUCCUCGUCCCCUCAAGAAAAACUCGCCCUCUCACCACUUAGGCUAUCUUGUGAGUUUGACCCAAUCCAAAUGGGCUUGGCGGUUAAUAAUGACUUCAGUGAAUCGACCCAAAAGCAAACGAAUUGGAUACCUGUAUCUUGGGGAAGUUCGAUGGGGGGUCCGUUAGGGGAGGUCUUGAACAGCACGCCUAGCACCGUUGGAGCUUUCAAUGACAAAUCUGCUUUGAACGUCACAACUCGGGUAUGGAAUGGAAGCCCUCAGUUCGGAUCUUCUCCAACGGGGGUCUUGCAAAAGGCGAGUUUUGUUUCGCUUUCGAAUAGCAGUUCAGCGAGCAGUCCAAGAGCCGACAAGAAGAUAAAGAAUGAAAAUGGUAGCCUUGGUGAUGAUAUGCCGGGUUCAACUUUCGCAAGUUCGUUCUCUAUUCCAUCCUUGCAAUGAAUGAGCAAGUUUAGAGAAAGUUGAUGGGAGAAGGUUGAAGGAGUUUGGGAUACUUCAAGUAAUCAAACCAUGAUUUCUUUGUCUUGGUUUUUCUUUAGCCUAGUUUGUAGAUGUUUUCGAAGUAGGACUUGGCCGAUUUGAAUUAAUGAAAUUCGGUCUUUUUUUCCUUUUUUUUUUUUUUUUUUCUCUCUAAAACUGUUUAUGUGGGUCUGAGAAUUUUCAUAGUCGAUGAAAUUACAGCUAUUUUUAUAAUUAUGUUUCAGUGUGAUCUUAUCCUUUUAAUAGAACUUGCUUUA